This is a messenger RNA of Penicillium cinerascens, 3801 nucleotides long. RefSeq lists its product as uncharacterized. The record is from RefSeq and is a predicted model, not a curated record. NCBI's taxonomy places the organism in Eukaryota, Fungi, Ascomycota, Eurotiomycetes, Eurotiales, Aspergillaceae. Bases 1 to 3801 code for a protein of 1266 amino acids. The transcript has a single exon.
AUGAUGCAACCUUACAAAGGAUCCGAUUUCCUGGACACCGGGGCCAAGUCCCGUUCUCGCACCAGCAGCAUCUCCAGCGACUCGCAACACCCCCGAGUCAACCUCAUGUCUCCCCCCGCCGUUCGACCGCCGCCUGGUUUCGUUUCGUCGGCGGCCGCUUCCGAGAUCAUCACCUCCGACCAGGAGUUCAACGCUGCCGAUUUUGUCGCCGACGACGAGGAACCCGGGUCGGGCGCAAAUGCGCUGGUGACCCCCGCCGCGCUCUCUCUCUUGAACAAUUUUCUCGAUAACCUACUCUUCAACAUUCUCGCGGCAUCCAAAUCGACACAGUUGACUUCGAUCCGACCAUGUCUGGCCGAUGUCUUGAAGCCGCGACUGGCUGGAGAAGUCGUGGCUACCGCGGACGAGGAGCUGAGUGAAUACAUGGGCGGAGCGGAGGAUGAGCAGACCGAAUUUCGCGGCGGCCAGCAGCCGGGCGGGGAAUUCGACCUGGUACGCUCCUGGAAAUUGACGCGCCUACGGUGUAUGGUCUACACUCGCCUGGGCGACAUGGAAGAGGAGGACGAGGACGAAUAUAUUGCUCAGGAGGGCCUCGGGGAGUGCGACGGAGCCCCCCGCCGUUUCUCCAGCCAUGUCGACAACAUCACCCCCGCGGCAGCCAUUUUCUUGACCUCGAUCAUCGAGCACAUUGGCGAGCGAGCCCUCGUCAUUGCGGGCGAAACGGCGCGCUCCCGGCUGUCAGCGAAGCUCAACGACAGUGCGAGUGUCUCAACCGACAUGGAAGAAGAGCACAAGACAAUCGACCAAUUGGUAGUGGAGGACCUUGACAUGGAGAAAUUGGCCUUGAAUGCGACACUGGGCCGUUUGUGGCGCACGUGGAGAAAACGCAGACGCGGCACUACCGUCUCUCGAACCCUGUCUCGGGCGGAGUCUCGGGAGUCUUUCCGGCGUCGCGGCUACUCCCUCGCCAACAGUCGCAAGAGCAGCAUUGGAACCAUUGAGGAGCCGGUGACUCCCAAGGAGCCUCUCCCGGAAGAGGAACCUACUCCUGUGGACCCGGCAGCGGUGCCUCUGCCGAUGGGCGACCACGAUGUCCUGGAGAUUGAGGUGCCCGGUUACUCGCACGAGCUGGAGGGUGAGGUACAGACUAUGGAGGCCAUGGUUGCCCACAAGGUGCGACCGCGGAGUUUGAUGGUUUUCCCUUCACCUUCGCUUACGCCGAGAUCCCCCGGGUCGCGAAACGCGUCUCCUGUGAGUGCCUCGGCCAUUGAGAACCCGAAGUCGCUUCGCCAUUCUCGCUCCAGGUCAUUGCCAAAUGCGGCGGCCAGCACACCAUGCGAGGUGCAGGAGCCUGUAGAGGACGAACAACCAUCCCCGACUUCCAGCGAAAAGGCCAAGAUGCUCGAAACCAUGUACGAGGAUGACGAAUCGGCCGAAUUUGUGGAUGCUGCAGAAUCCGCGACUGGCCUUGCUAUUUCCACGCCGAGCGAAGAGCCGGAGGUGGCUGAAUCUGACGAUAAAGCGAGAAUGCCGAUCGUGCAUGAGGAAGAGGAACCAGGUCCGCCAGUCAACGAAACGGUCGCAUCUUUGCGAUCUGCUAGCCCGGAGGAGGAGAUGAUCGAUCAAAUUACCAACACGCGAGUUCCGGUUUCAUCCCUAGAUGAUCGAUCAGCCAACGGCCCGGAGGUGAUUGAAGGACAAGGGAUGUGCGAGAAGCCCCGACCUCCGUCAACGAUUCAACGACCACGCCGACAGUCUAGCAGAGAUUCUGCACAGUCUAAUGCAAAGGCGAUCGUUGCAGAGACUAGCGAGCUGGACAUGCAAUCCGUCGUGGUGGCCCCGCAGACGCAAGGGGCAGAACCCACAACACCCGCUGCCACCAUCGAGGCUAUCGAAUCUCCUAACGACAAAGAUGAUGCUAUCGACGACGAUCAGAAUAAGUCGGUCAUGUCUUCUACCCCUGCGACUCAGCCCGCCGUCGAAGAUGUCGCGCCCGAGACGACUCAGGGGCCUUCCGUUUAUCCCGAAACCACUCGACCUUCGUCAACUUCUGGAGAUAGCGAGCUUUCAUCAAGGUCCCGCAGACAUAAGCCUACUCCGUUGAUUGUCGCAGCCAGCAACCGCAGUUCUGCAGGAGCCGAGCGUGCAGCCGUUCAGCGAAUGCCUCCACGCCCAUCAACAUCCAUCUCUUCGGCCCAACCGAAGUCUCGUCGAUCAGAGAGCUUUAACAGUUCCCGUGACAAGCGUCCAGUCACAGCUGGCUCGACCACAUCCCAAGUGUCUACCAAAAUCAAGGGCAUCAUGGGCCGCCAACCCGGGGAUUCCCCUUCGCUCCGUCUUCGCAGCUCGUCCGAGACAAGCCGGGAAUCUGGCAGUGGUGACUCUGUGGAAAAUGAUACCUCGGCAGAUCUGGACAAGCUGAUCAACAGCGACGAGACAAUCCAUUUCACGCUGACACCGCGAAGUGUAAGAGAAAUGUCUUUCCCCGAAUCGGGUCGGCCGUUCCCUCGGUCAGAUACCAAGGACACCCAUGAUCUGGCCGAUUUCAUCAAAAACACGGGUCCAUACGGCGAGGAACCUCACAAGGCUCGGGCCUCUAUUUCUUCGAAAGCGACUGGAGAGUUGACGUCUCUCGGACGUGUCAGAUCGACCCUCGACUCCCCCAAGAGCAUUUCUGUCCCUCCCAUAUCCCCCAUUUCUCCUCGUGUGCCUCCCUCACCCAAGCCUUCCGCAUCUCCACAGGCCCGGGAUGCCCGCCCUUCCGCCAAUUCGACUCGGGAGUUUGCCGAGUUCAUCAAGUCGACUGGACCUGUCAGCCCCAGCGGAAGUACAUUUACUCCCAGCCCUCCUCCGAGCGUGAUGUACCAGCAGGGCAGCUUCGGAGGUGCCAAGACUUCUCGUCCUCCGUCGACCCUGUCAAGCAGCACAAAGAGCACGAGCAAUUCAAAUCAAUCUCGAGCCAAGUCUCGUCUUGUUGAACCCCAGCGUUCGGCCACGUCUGAGCUUAUCGACUUCAUCCGCGAGGGGCCUUCGCAGCCAGGAACUCACCGUAUCCCUCGGACAGUUGCACCAUUCCGAAACACGGCUGACUCGGAUGACCUGCGCCUCGACUCUGCUCAGCAGGACAAGGGCACCUCUCUUGCCAGUGCCCAAGAAAGCUCUCGCACUGGAGUCCUGGACUCAUCUAAGCGCAUCCCUAGCCAGCCCAAGGCGAAACCCUCAGCAAGUGAUGCUGUGUCAGACGACCCUCGUCCUACUCGCAAGCAGCACCGAGUUCUCGAUCCCUACGCUAUCCCCGACGACGAUGAUGAGGAAGAGGACGAUAUGCUGGAAGACCUCAUCAAUGCCAAACCACCUCAGCGUCAAGAAGAGAGCUUGAUUGAUUUCCUGCGAAGCGAGCCUCCGCCCGAUUUCCAGCAAUCCGCUCCUCAACCGCUGAACAUUAACAUUCCUCAACAGUCGAGCUCCAACGGGUUCGUGAGCAGCGCAUCAGACCUAAAGUCCCGCUUGCGCCGAGGCAACGCAGACAAAGGACCUUCGAACAAGAUGUCUCUCAGUUCACUGCGCUCUCAAAACACCCUCAGCAACGGACAAUCCCCAUCAAACUACGCCGCCAAGAUUGGCAUGGAACGCAACCCAGGCACGAUCCCGUCCGCAUCCAACAAGCAGACGGAGACCGGCGCACUGGCAGACUUCCUGCGCAACACCGGCCCCCCCGAGCCUCGAGUUAACAUGAACCCCAAGAUGAAGGAGGGUUCAUUCUCGCGAUUCUUCUCUCGGCGCCGGAAGGUCGAGGCCUAA